This is a messenger RNA of Penicillium atrosanguineum, 1800 nucleotides long. Its product is annotated as prefoldin-like protein. Lineage: Eukaryota; Fungi; Ascomycota; Eurotiomycetes; Eurotiales; Aspergillaceae. Gene Ontology annotation, biological process: negative regulation of transcription by RNA polymerase II; negative regulation of phosphatase activity. The record is from RefSeq and is a predicted model, not a curated record. Gene Ontology annotation, molecular function: chromatin binding; phosphatase inhibitor activity; transcription corepressor activity. The coding region runs from base 1 to 1800 and encodes 599 amino acids. The transcript has a single exon.
AUGGGUGUCCCUACCCACGACUUGAACGCUCUCGAGCAGCGUCGCCUCACUCUUGAGGAUAACAUCCUUCAGCUCCAAAAGUCUCUGUAUCACUGGCGCAACUGGGAGGCGGAAUACGACGGCUUCCGCGAUGCGAUUAGCGAUCUCGACAAUGACGCCACCACGGACGAUUUCGUUGCUGCCGGCCGUGAACUUGGAGGGGAGCUUGUGACCGACGACGAAAUCCAAGCGAUUCUUGGUGGAAAACAAGGGAUCACGCGGUCUCGUGCACAGGUGGUUGAUCUUAUUGGAAGACGGAUCGACUAUGUUAAGCAAAAUGUGGCUUCCAUGGAGAAGAGACUGAGAGUUGCCGAGGAUGAGCUGUACAAUAUGGACUCAAGUGACGCCCCGGGGGAUGGUGGCGCGUUCGCUGUGAAGGAAAUCAUGGAAGAGCUGGACGAGGAGGGUAACGUCGUCUCCAGCUCGAUCAAUACCCCCGGUGAUCAGGCUUCGCAGUUACUGGAGACCUUGAAGAAGGCCGGCGUUGAGGAUAUCCCCGAGAAUGUCACCACCACUACUACAUCAGGCGAUGCUUCCAACGCGACUACCUCCUCUGCACCGGAGCAGAAAGCAGAAAAAAUGGAUACAGCCGAGGAUCAAUCUCAGCAGACCACUACCUCCACUAGCCAGCUCCCAGAAACCAACGGCGCUUCCGUGCAGGAGAAGGAAAUCGAUCUCUCAAAGCCAGUGUCCCUAGUGACAGCCGAAGACCGCGAGCAACCUCCCGUUACCGACAUCGAUGAGUCCGUUGAGGACGCCAGUCUUCGCCGGGAAAUGCUGCAAUACGGGAUCGAUGAGGUUGGCGCGAUUGUCGCGGAAUUGGAGCUUGAUGAGGAAGGAAGUGAAUUCUCCGUUGACGAGGACGAAUACGACUGGGAUGACGACGAGGAGAACGAAGAUGAAUUUGGCCGCUCGCACACUGUCCUCUCCGACGAUUAUCAUCAGCAGAUGCGACAGCUAGAGGCCAAGCUCAAUGCUCGAGGGAUGUACAACAUGGGCAAGGACUCUGCAGGAUUCCCGGAGGACAUUCGAGAAGACCUCGAGAAGCCUUCCGCGGCAGUUGUCUCGCAGGAUGACGCUGAAAGCUCCCAGAGCAAAAAGCCAAAGAAGCGUGUCGCAUUUGCGGACGAUUUGGACAUUGCUCCUGCGUCUGAAGCCUCGGCUGCCGAGCCAAAGACUCUUCCGCCGCAACCAGAUGUUCCAGUGCUCCUAGAUGCCAUCGUCGAGCGUACGGGUCGCACCCAGGAAGCACCAGCAGCCGCGGAAGAACGCCCCAAGAAGUUUUCAAAGUUCAAGAGCGCUCGUGCUUCAACUGCUACCGAUGACGCGGCAGGCUUGUCCACCAUAACUCCAAUUACCUCCAAACCAUCCAAAUUCGCCGAGGCUCGCUCUCGGAAACAAGUCAACGCUGUCCCGUCGAACACAACCCCUGAACUAUUUCCCGCCACUCCCCAGGAGCCGAAGCCGUUCUCCGCGCCCAUCACGGUUCCUUGGGAGCCAGCCGUUCCUCAACCCCCUGAAGGCAAGACUCUUGCCGACAAGCUUGUCGAGCGAGAAAGGACCCCUGGCGCAGCUGCACCGGAACCCGAUGAGCUGGAUGAGUCAAUCCACCGCCGUGAGAUUGCUUCCGAGUUCUAUAAAGUACGGAAUCGAAUGAUCCACCAACAAGGUGGCUUCGUCGAUAACGAACAAGAAAAUGAGCCCAUCGAAGAAGAGGGCCAGCCACGGAUUAGCAAGUUCAGAGCUGCUCGCAUGCGCUAA